Messenger RNA from Morus notabilis, 1002 nucleotides. Its product is annotated as 3beta-hydroxysteroid-dehydrogenase/decarboxylase. Gene Ontology annotation, molecular function: 3-beta-hydroxy-Delta5-steroid dehydrogenase (NAD+) activity. The annotation marks the transcript as partial. Lineage: Eukaryota; Viridiplantae; Streptophyta; Magnoliopsida; Rosales; Moraceae. Gene Ontology annotation, biological process: steroid biosynthetic process. The transcript has 7 exons. The record is from RefSeq and is a predicted model, not a curated record.
UGGAAGGGAAAAUAUACACCUUUUGCAGCUGUUGAAGGUUCUUCUGUUGUGUUCUACAUGGAUGACACUGAUCUAAAGGAUAACGACUUUUAUCAUUGCUACAUGAUUCUUGUUCAAGGUGCAAAAAAUGUUGUCAAUGCUUGUCGAGAGGGCAAAGUUAGAAGGCUCAUAUACAAUAGUUCUGCGGAUGUGGUUUUUGAUGGAACACAUGAUAUAAUAAAUGGAGAUGAAUCAUUGCCAUACCCUUGGAAAUUUCAGAGCAUUUUGAAUGAUCUUAAGGCUCAAGCAGAAGCACUUAUUCUGUUCGCAAAUGAUAUUGAUGGCCUUUUAACAUGUGCAAUUCGUCCUUGCAAUGUAUUUGGACCUGGGGACUUAAAAUUUGUGCCGUUUUUUGUGAACUUGGCAAGAUCCGGUUUGACAAAGUUUAUUAUAGGGAGUGGUGAAAACAUGUCAGACUUUGCCUAUGUUGAGAAUGUAUCUCAUGCCCACAUUUGUGCAGAGGAAGCUCUAGAUUUUCGGAUGGCCUCAGUUGCUGGAAAGGCAUUUUUCAUCUCUGACCUUCAUCCUAUGAAGUUCUGGAACUUCUUAUCGCUUAUUUUUGAAGGCUUAGGAUAUAAACGACCAUUAAUUAAACUUCCUGCAACGAUGGUUUCCCUUAUUGUCUUGUCCAUCAAAUGGACGCAGAGAAAGUGGGGCUUCUUGAAAUGCAGCCAUUCUGCAUUUCACUAUAUCCAACUAGCCUUAUGCUCUAGAACUUUCAACUGUUCUGCAGCUCAAAAGCAUCUCGGAUACUUACCAGAGACCUCCCUUGAAGAAGGUGUAUCCCGAACCAUCAGAUCAUUAUCUCAUUUAGCAAAUGAUAUGUCUUUCUCAAGAUACUGUGAUCGUGAUGAACCAUCAAAAGUGGAGAAGCUUCUAGGCGGUGGUAAAGGUAGGAAUUGGGAAACGUUUCUGUGGUACUUCUUAUCGUUCUUCUAUUCAAGCUUCCUUUCCCCCCCUUGA